Uranotaenia lowii is the source of this 918-nucleotide messenger RNA. RefSeq lists its product as uncharacterized. The transcript has 4 exons. The record is from RefSeq and is a predicted model, not a curated record. The coding region runs from base 264 to 851 and encodes 195 amino acids. Lineage: Eukaryota; Metazoa; Arthropoda; Insecta; Diptera; Culicidae.
AUGCUGUGACAUUGUUUACAAAACAUCACAGGGAUCAAAGUGCAUCAUGCGCAGGUAGUGUUUUCUUCAGCGAUUCGAAGGUAUAAAUUUUUAUAAGUUGGUUGGCAAAAUCUGGGCUCAGUGGCCUUACAUAAUCAUAAACAGGGCUAGAAAAAGCUGUGCCAAGUAAGAUAAAAGCCCAAGCAGAGCCGAGAACAGUGCAACUUUGGUGAACGCAACUGGACUAACUCGAAGGUAAAUCCUUCGGUAAACGGGAUGACGGAAUGUCCACCCCGAUUCUGCCAAAGAUGAAACAGGAUAGCGAAAAUUUCGGCUUCGAAAUUAUGAAAGUUUGGCCUUCGAAAAAGAAAGAAGAUACUCCAGAACUGCCGACGACGAAAACAGGUACACUGUCAAUUCCAGCAUCCCGGAUAGCUUUUCAGUACCGAAAGUUUUAUUGGCAUGUAUGCCUGGGAGUACGGAAGCCUAGAGGAAAAAGUCCACGAAUUGCUAUCCAGCUGCCAAGAAGUGGAGCAGUGGCCUAUACGGAUGUAGAUGAGUUUUGGAGUCGGCUGACACCUGGGGAGCGAAUGAACACCGACAUGCGCGUUAAUGGACUCAUGAGGGACCUCGCGGUUACAGCCAAUUCGGUGAUGCCGUCUACUGGCAUAGUUUCUUGCUUGCGGCCGUGGCCACUCUCGGCCAAGAAACAGUUCCAAUGUAUGAACUUGAGUGCCGGAGUGAUACCUUCGUUUGGAAGUCACGUUCUUAAAACUGUCACCCGACAGCAAAAUUCUCUCGGUGGGCGCUUCCGGGACCGUCAUAUCCGUUCUAGCCAAAGUUUACAACUAGUAUGUGGACACCCAGCUUAGACUGGGGAUUGAGAGAGUAUAGUGUAUAGUAUAGUGAAGUCUUAACAAUAAUAAACUCUAAAAAACA